AUGUCAACUAAUCCUAUUGUCAAACAGGAUAAGGCAGAUUCUGCUGAUCCGGUAGUAACCGAAACCAUCACCGCAGCAUUGGAAGAACUCAACUUAGACGUCGUUGAUAAUACUGAAACUAUCGAAAUUAAGAAAGCAGUAUCUAACAACAAUGGUGUUCCAACACAAAUGUUUCCUCAAAUGAUGAAUAUGGGAUUCAUGCCAUACAAUCAAAUGAUGCCGAUGCAUCACCAACCGGGGUUUUACCCACCAGGCGAUUUCCCUGAAAACCCAAUGACCAUGGGGAACCGUCCUCCUCAUCCACACGGUCCAAUGAUGUUCCCUAAUAAUGGCGAUAUCCAAGGUUUCCCCCAACCACCACAUAUGCAAGCACCAUUGGGUGCAGGUUCCGGUUUUAGUCCAAAUGGUAUCGUUAACAAUAGUACUACUCCACCAGGUGCACCAAUGAAUGGUGAUGUGAACAUUAUCCCGGGUACUACUCCAAAUGUAGCUCCAGGUCCGGGAUUAGGCCUUGGAUUCAACGACACCUUAUGGCCAAACUCAUCCAGAACCCAAUCUAACACUGCAAACAUCAGUGAAACUACAGACAAUGAUGCUGCAGCAAACGUUACUAUUAGAAGACAAACCUUCCACACUAUCUCUACAGCUGAGUUAGGUGAAACAUCUUCUACUAUCAGCAAGGAUAAUACAAAUAAGGAUGCUAGUGGGACGCUAGAAUCUAGUUCUACCACGAUGGGUGCAGUGUCUGCUGUAGGAGCUAAGACUAGAACUAAAUCAACGUCUGUGCAAAGAUCUGACCGCGACACAUUAUUUGAUACCCCUGCUACUUCUUCUAGCUUAACCAGUGGUACCUCCAAAAAGACUAAAGAAGAAAAUGACACUAAGGCCAAGGAUAUGAAGAAUUUACAAACUUAUGCUGCUGCAUAUCCAUAUGGUGGUCCAUUAUUGCAACAUAUGCCUCACAAUGAUGGUGCUAUGUUAAAUGGUAUGCCAUCUCCAUUCCCAGGGGGUUAUGAAUUUGCUGGUCCAUUCCAACCAUUCUCUCCUGUAUUAGGCGGGAUGAACGGUCCACUGCCAGGCCAAUCACCUUUGCCUCAUAUGUCCCCAUCACCAAUUCAAAUGGGACCUCCUGGAACUGACCCAAUGGGUAAGAACCAAAGAAAUGGGAAAGAUAACGGAAGUCUACCAUUACCGCCACAACAUUAUCCAAUGAUGCAACACCAUCCUCAAAAUGGUAGUCCACCACCUUGGUUAUACAAUGGACCACCAUUCAACGGUAUGAUAUCUCCAUUGAACGGGCCUCAUAACCCUCAUGGUGGAAUGAACAUGAUGAAUAACAAUGGGAACCACCACCAUAAGGGGCCUGGCCGUGGGUCUGGUAGAGGUGGUAACUUCCAUGGGAAAGGUAAAUAUGGUAAAGGUAAUCAUUAUGGCUAUAACAACCCCAACGGCAACGGCUAUAACGAUAACCGCAAUGGGAACAACCAAUAUUCCCAGGCUAAAGCUGAAGAGGCUGCACGUUUCAUAGAUGCCACUCUAGAUGAAUUUGUUGGUGAUAUUUACACCUUAUGCAAGGACCAACAUGGUUGUAGAUUUUUGCAAAAGCAACUAGAUCUAUUGGGUAAAGAAGCUGCUGACUCUAUUUUCGAAGAAACUAAAGAACACACUGUUGAGUUGAUGACUGAUUCAUUUGGGAAUUAUUUGAUUCAAAAAUUGAUCGAGAAGAUUACUUCUGAGCAAAAGAUUGAACUUUCAAAUAUUGCUGCUCCACAUUUUGUCGAGAUUGCUUUGAACCCUCACGGUACUAGAGCCCUUCAAAAAUUGAUAGAAUGUACUAAUACUGACCAAGAAGCUCAAAUCGUUAUUGAUGCUCUUGAGGACUCUGUGAUUCAAUUAAGUAAGGAUUUAAACGGUAAUCAUGUUAUUCAGAAGUGCCUACAAACAUUGAAACCUGAACAUUUCCAAUUUAUUUUUGAUGCGAUCUGCAAUGACUGUACAACUAUUGCUACACACAGACAUGGUUGUUGUGUUCUACAACGUUGCCUAGACUUUGGUAAUAAAGAACAGUGCUCUAUGUUAUGUGACAAAUUACUGACCUUCAUUGAUCGUCUAACUUUAGAUCCAUUUGGUAACUACGUUGUCCAAUAUAUUAUCAGCAAAGAAACGGAAAGUAAUGCCUUCGAUUACACAUAUAAAAUUGUUCAUUUAAUUAAGACCAAGAUGGUUGAAUUAUCUGUGCACAAAUUUGGUUCCAAUGUUAUCGAAAAAUUGUUAAGAACUCCUGUAGUAGCUGAGACAUUAAUCUUAGAGUUGGUCAAUAACAAAGGUGAGUCUGAUAUCAAGCUUUUAUUAAAUGAUAGUUACGGUAACUAUGUACUACAGACUGCAUUAGAUGUUGCUCAUAAUCAAAAUGAUUCAAUUCAUGACAAAUUAUCAACAAUGGUCUCUCCAUUACUUGUAGGUCCAAUUAGAAACACACCACAUGGUAAGAGAAUUAUUGCUAUGUUACACUUAGAAGAUGAACAAUAA
Messenger RNA from Maudiozyma barnettii, 2529 nucleotides. RefSeq names its product Puf4p (gene PUF4). Gene Ontology annotation, molecular function: mRNA binding. The record is from RefSeq and is a predicted model, not a curated record. NCBI's taxonomy places the organism in Eukaryota, Fungi, Ascomycota, Saccharomycetes, Saccharomycetales, Saccharomycetaceae. The coding region runs from base 1 to 2529 and encodes 842 amino acids. Gene Ontology annotation, biological process: post-transcriptional regulation of gene expression. The transcript has a single exon. Gene Ontology annotation, cellular component: cytoplasm.